This is a messenger RNA of Durusdinium trenchii, 1128 nucleotides long. Lineage: Eukaryota; Dinophyceae; Suessiales; Symbiodiniaceae. The record is from the annotation of a GenBank genome assembly.
AUGAUGAUGGCUCCAGCCGCCUUUGCCGAUGAGAUUGGUGAUGCUGCCAAGAAGCUGGGCAUUUUCUUGCAGGCCCCCGGCAAGUUCCAACCACUUGAGGCUCUCAAGGCAAUUGACAAGAUGAUUGAGAUGGGAGCAGCUGCAGACCCCAAGCUCUUGAAGGCAGCGGCGGAGGCCCAUCAUAAGGCCAUCGGAAGCAUCUCAGGACCCAACGGUGUGACUUCCCGGGCGGAUUGGGAUGCGGUGAACGACAAGAUUGGCGUCGCUGCAAAGGCCUUGUCAGAUGCAUCCUACCCCUUCUUGAAAGAGGUGCACAAUGAUCAACACAGCAUGGACCCGAUUGGACCCCCGAAGGAGAGCCGUCAGCGUGUCGAUCUGAUCACUAUUGCAAAGGAUGACAGCCUUGAACUCCCCAUCUUGCUGCAGUUUCUGCAGCUCAUUUGGGACUUUGUCAAAAGCAACCACUGGAGCAUUCCAGCCAUUGGCAGCAUCGAUGCCAAAGGAGUGCCGUCUAUUGGACGCAUUGUCGCAUCCGUGCCAAAAGCGACCGUGAUGGAUGUGUGCAACUCGAUGGCCGCAGUGGUGGAUGGAAUCGUCAGUUGUUACCGUGAACAGUGGGCGACGGGUGGGCGCAGAGCCGAGAAACGGCGCAGAGCUGAGGGCAUGAGUCCGGGGAACCUCGAAGAGGCCGUUCACCGGAACAGCAACUCCCUGAAGUCAAAGAGCCGGAGGAGAGUGAUGGAGAUCGAGCAGGAUCACCGCCUUCGACUUGUGGGUCAGAUUCUUCUGGAUGGAGGCAACCAGGAUGCUUUGAAGCAGGACGUUAAGGAGCCGGUGAAGGAUCAGGACGAGCUGGCACUGGUCGAGGUUUUGAGCGUGGUUGCUGCGCUGGUAGCUUUGUACAACUUCUGCAACAGCUGGAGUUUUGUGCCGGGGCCCUUGAGAAAACAUGUGCCUGUGGCAGCUGCGUCCGCAGCCGGCAUGAUGAUGGCUCCAGCUGCCUUUGCCGAUGAGAUUGGCGAUGCCGCCAAGAAACUUGGUGAUGCUUCCUAUGACUUCGCGAAGGAGGAUGAGCGACAUAGUGUGGAGAUCAGCAUCGAAGAGACUGUCGAUCUAGCCAAGGUGUAG